GUAUGACUGUAAUCUUGGCUUUCUUUCACCGCAAGUCUCUGCGUACGCAAGUUUGGGUCUGACUUCACUCCAACAAAUUAGAUAGAAAAGGACGUUCCAACGUCUGUUGCUGAUAACAUUUUGCCGAUUUUCCACAAUUUUAAAAUGAGUGAAACAGUGUUACUAACUAAUGAAGUGGACGAAUCUGUUUCCCCAACAAACGAUGCUGCUAAUGGAGAAGAGGGUGCUGUUGCUCUGAUCUCUGAUCCUGAGCCAGUCCUGAAGCACCCUCUGAACAGCACCUGGACCUUGUUUUAUUUCAUCAAUGACAAGAGUGGAAACUUCAACUGGCAGGAGUCCCAAGCUGUGGUUGCAUCAUUCAAUACAGUUGAAGACUUUUGGGCAUUGUUCAACCACAUAGAGAAUGCCAGCAAGCUCAAGAUUGGGUUUGACUAUUCGCUGUUCAAGAAUGGCAUCUUGCCGGCAUGGGAAGACUCGGGCAACACCGGUGGUGGCAAGUGGACGCUCAACACUUCUCGGCAUCAACGCUUUACUGAUCUUGAUAAUUACUGGCUGGAACUGAUCAUGAUGAUGGUUGGUGAGAAUGAGGAAGAGUAUGUCAACAACGUGAUAACAGGCGCCGUCGUCAGUCUCAGGAUGAAGCAGGACCGAGUUUGUCUGUGGUGCGCCCCAACCAAGAAGCCUGAGGCUAUUUUGAAAGCCGGGAAGGCGAUGAAGCGAUGCAUGGGCAUCCCACCGAACACUACCAUCGAUUACACAGUGCAUUCGAACAAGAGCACCAGCCGAAACUCCAGUUUGAGAUCUCUCUACAGUUUAUAAGCGCUCUCGCUACCACUUCAAUUAAUUAUUAUUUACUGUGCUCUUCUCGUUGUCUUUAAUAUUCAUACAAAUGAGACUUAUUUUUUCUCGCGUGUGGUUGUAACAUUAGUUUACCUUUCUCUCUAGUGUAGUUAUGUUUCUGUUUCAUGUCUGUUUUGCUUAGUAAUUUUCUCGUUUCUCAUCUGUUUAUUCCCUCAUUUAAUGUGUUCAGUGUUAACCUUGUGCUAAUGUCAUGGAAGCGACUUACGAUUCUGAUUCAUUUUUGUGACUUUGUAUCAAAUAAAGGAAUUUCGUUGUGGCA
Messenger RNA from Hyalella azteca, 1120 nucleotides. RefSeq names its product eukaryotic translation initiation factor 4E-1A. Lineage: Eukaryota; Metazoa; Arthropoda; Malacostraca; Amphipoda; Hyalellidae. Bases 145 to 819 code for a protein of 224 amino acids. The transcript is spliced from 5 exons. Gene Ontology annotation, cellular component: cytoplasm; eukaryotic translation initiation factor 4F complex. Gene Ontology annotation, molecular function: translation initiation factor activity; RNA 7-methylguanosine cap binding. The record is from RefSeq and is a predicted model, not a curated record. Gene Ontology annotation, biological process: translational initiation.